CUUUUCUUAAGUCAGAUUUAUUUAAAAUUAUACAGUUAAAAGUCUUUAAUUAAUAUUUGGAUAUUGUAGUAGUAGUUUUCGGUUUUAGUCCCAAGGCGGCAAGGGCAGCACCACACGGUAUUGUCGUCGUCGUCACACAUUCUUUAUCUUAUGAUAGCAUCGGCACAAGUUAGCCAUCGUUUUCAGCGCAAAUUAGUAGUGUUGUCAACGUGUCACGAAUUGGUUGGUUGUGAUUUGGAUAUAGUUUUAUAGAAAACGACUGAAACUUCUGGUUUCAACCUUCCUUGGUCCCAAAGAAACACACACCUACUCCCUUCAUUCUUUAUCCUCCUCUCCAGUCAUAUUAUUAAUACGCAUCUAAUCUUAAUGCAGUCUCAUCCAAUUUGCACUCAUAACCUCUUCUGCUUUUCUCUGAGUUUAACACAGAAUUUAUAUUUAUCAAUGGCAUCAUCAGCUGCGAUGUUCAUGCUCCCCUAUCCUCUAAUUCAGCAGGUAACAAGAAACAAUACUCUGCAGCCGCAAGGACAAGGCCAACCUUCAUCGCCGCAGAUUGUCGAAUGUCUUCUUCCUGCGAGAAACUCGUCCGAAAAUUCUGGUCGCUCGAAGUUUAGUCUUUGGCUAUUCGGCGAUCCCGCUACGUAUGACAAGAGGUUCCAAGAAGCUAUUGAACUUAGUUGCCUGUGAACGAGAUUUUCCAUUUUAUGCAUUUUUCGUAGUUUCCUCCUUUGUGUUUGUAUAUAAGCAUACUGUAACUUCUUCCGUAAUCUCACCCUGUGACGUAAUCUAUAUAAUAAUGGGUUCCAUCAAA
This is a messenger RNA of Capsella rubella, 808 nucleotides long. RefSeq lists its product as uncharacterized. The coding region runs from base 367 to 684 and encodes 105 amino acids. The transcript has a single exon. The record is from RefSeq and is a predicted model, not a curated record. Lineage: Eukaryota; Viridiplantae; Streptophyta; Magnoliopsida; Brassicales; Brassicaceae.